Molecule: messenger RNA, 813 nt
Organism: Cryptococcus wingfieldii CBS 7118
Lineage: Eukaryota; Fungi; Basidiomycota; Tremellomycetes; Tremellales; Cryptococcaceae
Exons: 1
Coding region: 1-813 (270 amino acids)
Source: RefSeq, a predicted model, not a curated record
AUGACUACUCCCUCAAAAGUGGCGCAUACUCUCACAAGGGUGUGCUUGGAGCUGAGGCAUAAGGCUGGGAUAGAGUUUGUGCAUCUAGCUGCCAGAGAGUACGGGAAAAACGUCACCAGGGGUUUCCGAAGGGAAGUAAGCGUGCUGCUUCUCGUCCCUGAUCCGGAUACGUCCGAGGGAGGGAUUGGACAUAUCUGCAUGGCAGAGAUACUCGUCCAUCUUGAUGCCAGCACAAAUGAGCUUGAGAAUGUUGCAAGCAGGUUCUGGUAUGACUGGGAAGAUUGGACUGUACCUCAGUAUCUCGACUAUGUCAAAGAUCUCGACGCCGAGCCACUCAAAGUCCGCAUUCCGGACAAAAGAGCAAAUGUUCCCUGGUCCACAGUCAUGGACUCGCUGCUAGAAGCCGUCCAAAAGGUGACAAGGUGCAUGGUUGAUAGAGCCAGCUUCAAAGCCUUAGUCAAGCGUAUAUCGGAUGAACUCAAAGUAUCGGACUUGCAAGAGAGGGUUUAUGAAUGGCAAGUCGAGAAGGUUUGGAGCAAAGGCUCGCACAGGAAGGCAUUCCCAGUGAUCCGAAUAGCCUUCAAGGUUAUGCAAGGAAGGAGCUACAGAGAGGAUCCUGGGGCUGUGAUGCUCAUGGAGCUUGAAGUGGAGUCGAAGAAGACUUGUGGCUGUGAAGAGAGCAACGAUAAACCUAUGAGGAAAGUCAAUAAUAUGUCGGUUUCAUAUGACGGGGAAUGGCCUACCUUUCACCAUUACCGAACAGACAUACCUCCACCCUCUUUGGAAGAUCUGGUGGCGACUGAGAAACGAUGA